CAGGCAGACAGACAGCCAGUGCUGAGCACAGACAGAGCCGUCGAGUAAAAAUUCAGUGUCCGUGUGACAUAUACUCGAACGAUUUGUGGUGGAAAAACUGCGGAAAAACGAACGGCACAAUUGACAAAUACAUUUUUUUGCACAAAAAAUAGGAGGAAAUGGAAUUUAAUUAAAAAUUUUCCUGCUGCAGAAAUACCAACAAAAGAAAGUGAAUAUUAUGUAGAUUUGCCUGUGCAAGGAAAAAUCCCAGUGGAAUGUGAAAAUUGGGAGCGGGUUGGAAAAAUGGACAUAAGUUAGAAAGAAAAAAAAAAUAAUAAAAGGAAAAUUGCAUAAAAAAAUUUUUGGAAAAGCAAAAAAAAUAACCCGAAAAACGGAUGUAAGGCAAAGAGCAGCAGUGAGCACAAAUUCCAAAAAAUAUUGAAAAAUUGAAAAUAAACCAAAAUUAUUUAAUGAAAAAUUUUGUUUAGGAAAAACCCAAAGAAAAGUAUUUUUUGACAAAAAAAAAAUCCAAGCAAUGAAUUUCCAACGAAAAGGGAAAAUCUGAUAAGAGCACGAAAAGCCAAAAAAAGAGUGGCAGAACACCACUUUAAAUACUUCAACACCAUUCGCAGGAAAGGCAGCAACAACAACUACAAUACAAAACACAGCCACCACCACCAGAAACAACAACGGCAGCAUAACAUAAACCAACCCAACUACAACACCCCCUGGAAAACAGGGCCAUAGAAAACAAAACGCCUACAACAACAAAAACAACUAAAACAACAACCGAAGCAAAACAUAAAUUAAAAGAUUUCAGAAAAAAAAUAGAAGAAAAACUUGCUGCUGCUCAAGUGUUUUGUGAAAAAAAAAACGAAAUUGAAAAAAAAGAAAAACUACAACAACAUAAUAACUGCAACAUCAUCAUCAUUAUCAGCCACAAAAACAAUAAGAAGAAGAAAUUCUACAACAACAUCACCAAGGAUAAGAAUUAUAUUUCCCCCUACAAUUUCUGGGUCAUGAAGAAAAUGUCAGCAAUAAACAAAAGCAAUAUUACGGUGAGGAAGAGAGGAUCCUAAAAAUUGCAAAAAGGCAGUUUCCCAAGAGAGAGAGAGAGAGAGAGAGUGAGAAAGGCCAAGAGAGGAGCACUCAAAGAGCAACUCAACAGGAUCGCAAGAGAAGAAGCAGCUAUCAACACAAGCCACCGCUAUUUUCCCACACUUAAUACGACACUCACCGCUUGUUAUCCUAAAAAAAACUAGAGAGAACAAGAGAGUUAAUAAUAAUUUACAAAGAGUUAUAUUAACUCUCUUCAAAAAAAAGAUAAAGAGAGUAAAAAGUAGUUGGAUUUACUCUCUUUAUUUUGGCCAUUCUUUUUUUUUGGUUUUGUUUUCUUCUUGUUUUUGUUUUGCAUUUUUUUUUUUGUUUUGACUCAAAUCCCACCGCUUGAAUCGUUAACACACCCACCGCCCAACGCCAACCUUCACCUUGGGGUCUUUGGUUUAAUUUUACAUUGAAACAUUCCGCCACAUAGCAUGGCCUCGGUCGCCGCUUGGCUGCCAUUCGCACGGGCGGCGGCCAUUGGUUGGGUGCCCAUUGCCACCAAUCCCCUGCCCCCAGCCCCCAUACCCAAAGAUCGUCGCAAGACCGACGACGAAAAGCUGCUCAUCAACGUCUCGGGCCGGCGCUUCGAGACAUGGCGCAACACGCUCGAAAAGUACCCCGACACCCUGUUGGGCUCCAACGAGCGCGAGUUCUUCUACGACGAGGACUGCAAAGAGUACUUCUUUGACCGAGACCCGGACAUCUUUCGUCACAUUCUCAAUUAUUAUCGCACUGGCAAACUGCAUUAUCCCAAACACGAGUGUCUCACCAGCUAUGACGAAGAGUUGGCCUUCUUCGGCAUUAUGCCGGACGUCAUAGGUGAUUGUUGUUAUGAAGACUAUCGUGACCGCAAACGGGAAAAUGCCGAACGUUUAAUGGAUGAUAAGCUCUCAGAGAAUGGUGACCAAAACCUGCCGCAGCUAACCGACAUACGCCAGAAGAUGUGGCGGGCCUUCGAGAAUCCGCACACCUCGACGGCCGCCCUGGUCUUCUACUAUGUGACGGGCUUCUUCAUCGCCGUUUCGGUGAUGGCGAACGUGGUGGAGACGGUGCCCUGUGGCCACCGUCCCGGCCGAGCUGGUACACUGCCCUGUGGCGAACGCUACAAAAUCGUCUUCUUCUGUCUGGACACAGCCUGCGUCAUGAUCUUCACCGCCGAAUACCUGUUGCGUCUGUUCGCGGCCCCGGAUCGCUGCAAAUUCGUGCGCAGCGUGAUGAGCAUAAUCGAUGUGGUGGCCAUCAUGCCGUACUACAUCGGCCUGGGUAUCACCGACAACGACGACGUGAGCGGGGCGUUUGUCACGUUGCGGGUCUUCCGCGUCUUUCGUAUUUUUAAGUUUUCGCGUCACUCGCAGGGUUUGCGAAUUUUGGGCUACACGCUCAAGUCCUGUGCUUCCGAAUUGGGUUUUCUCGUCUUUUCGCUGGCCAUGGCCAUUAUCAUUUUCGCCACGGUCAUGUUCUAUGCUGAGAAGAAUGUGCACGGUACGAACUUUACGUCGAUACCGGCGGCAUUUUGGUAUACCAUUGUCACAAUGACAACAUUGGGUUACGGUGAUAUGGUACCCGAAACAAUAGCGGGCAAAAUCGUGGGCGGUGUCUGCUCGCUCAGUGGUGUGCUUGUGAUCGCCUUACCAGUACCUGUUAUUGUAUCUAACUUUAGUAGAAUUUAUCAUCAGAAUCAACGAGCCGAUAAACGAAAAGCCCAAAGGAAAGCCCGCCUGGCCCGCAUACGCAUUGCCAAGGCCUCAUCGGGCGCUGCAUUUGUUAACAAAAAGAAGGCUGCCGAAGCCCGUUGGGCUGCCCAGGAGUCGGGCAUUGAAUUGGAUGAUAAUUAUCGCGAUGAGGAUAUUUUCGAGUUACAGCAUCAUCAUUUACUCAGAUGUCUGGAGAAAACAACGAUGUAGCAACCAUUUGUUCUGAUUACAAAAAGCAAUGACAACAUAUGUAUUUUUUAUAAAAUCUAAAAAAAAUGUUAUUAACUGCAUUUUUUCUAAAAUACAACAAAAAACUUAAUACCAAAAAAUCAACAACAACAACAAUAAAGAACAAAACAAUUCGUAUACAAUUCACAAACAAUUUUUAAAAUGAAUAAAAGAGAGACAAAUUCGUGACAACUUAGAAGCAAGUUAUUAAUGAAAAGUGCGUAUUUUUUAUAAAAAAAAUAUUAUUUGUUAAAAAAAAAUAUUAUUUUUCUAAAAAAUAAAUUUGGAAAAAAUAUCUAAAGAAAAUUUGUAUUUGCUAAAUUUUUGUGUUUGUAUGUGUAUGUGUCUCUGAGUGUGCAAUAAUUGUUAUUUAAUUUUAUCUAUUCUCUCUAACUUUGUAAGAAUUAUAUUUUU
Messenger RNA from Musca domestica (house fly), 3419 nucleotides. It is a transcript of the gene Shal, whose product is annotated as potassium voltage-gated channel protein Shal. The record is from RefSeq and is a predicted model, not a curated record. The coding region runs from base 1515 to 2987 and encodes 490 amino acids. Gene Ontology annotation, cellular component: voltage-gated potassium channel complex; membrane. Gene Ontology annotation, molecular function: protein binding; A-type (transient outward) potassium channel activity. Gene Ontology annotation, biological process: protein homooligomerization; potassium ion transmembrane transport. Lineage: Eukaryota; Metazoa; Arthropoda; Insecta; Diptera; Muscidae. The transcript has 5 exons.